Messenger RNA from Abrus precatorius (Indian licorice), 695 nucleotides. Its product is annotated as photosystem I reaction center subunit IV B, chloroplastic-like. The coding region runs from base 107 to 535 and encodes 142 amino acids. Gene Ontology annotation, biological process: photosynthesis. The transcript is spliced from 3 exons. The record is from RefSeq and is a predicted model, not a curated record. Gene Ontology annotation, cellular component: photosystem I reaction center; photosystem I. NCBI's taxonomy places the organism in Eukaryota, Viridiplantae, Streptophyta, Magnoliopsida, Fabales, Fabaceae.
CAAAAUAAACAAUCAGACAUAGUUCAUUCUUGUCUUUUGUCUCAGCUAUUAAUUUUUUUUUGCCACACUUUAGAUUACCAUAAUAGAAAGAGAGAUAGAAGGAGUGAUGGCUAGUUGCAACAUGGCAUCAGCUGCUUCUGGGUUUGUGUUGUCACCUAAUGUAACAAGCAGCACAAAUUCAGCAUCAAGGAUCACUAUGCUCAUGAUGUACCCUCCUAAGAACAACACUUGUAGGCUUGUUGUGAGAGCAGCAGAAGAGGGUGCAGAAGGAGCAGUUACACCUGCAAUAGCCACUCCCCCACCUGAAGCUGAAUCAGCUACCAAACCCAAGCCUCCACCAAUUGGCCCCAAAAGAGGUGCCAAGGUUAAGAUUCUUAGGAAGGAGUCCUAUUGGUUCAAUGGUAUUGGUUCUGUCGUUGCUGUUGAUCAGGACCCUAAGACUCGGUACCCAGUUGUGGUUCGAUUCAACAAAGUUAAUUAUGCUAAUGUAUCCACAAACAAUUAUGCUUUGGAUGAGAUUGAGGAACUCAAAUGAGUCAUUUAUUUUAGUUGUAAUUUGACUGUCGUCAUGCAUUUCCUGUCACAAGCCUAAGGGUUUUCUUCUCAUAUAGAAGAAUGUGUAUCAUAUUUUCUAUGAUAUCUACCCCUUCAUCUCUAUACACAACAUUCUAUAUGUGCAAUUGCUCAUACACAUA